Pichia membranifaciens NRRL Y-2026 is the source of this 900-nucleotide messenger RNA. RefSeq lists its product as hypothetical. NCBI's taxonomy places the organism in Eukaryota, Fungi, Ascomycota, Pichiomycetes, Pichiales, Pichiaceae. The transcript has a single exon. Gene Ontology annotation, molecular function: FMN binding. Bases 1 to 900 code for a protein of 299 amino acids. The record is from RefSeq and is a predicted model, not a curated record.
AUGCUCCAAUCUCUUGCCUUAUGGAACCCGUCUUUCACCGCUGCGAUGCAGACGGAGUUAGAAACUGGCGACUCUCCUUUCACGAUAUUUAAUUUUUCCAACGUCGACUCCAACAACUAUCCAUCGACCAGGUCUUGCGUGUUGAGGGGCUUCCUCUUUGACCAGGAGAAGACCAACGUUUUGGUUUUCACCACUGACAAGCGAUCGAGUAAGUACAAGGAUUUGUUGUUGAAUCCGAGAUUCGACGCCUGCUUCUACUUCCACAAGUUGAAGAAGCAGUUUAGGUUCAGAGGUACGGUGAGGAUGAUCAGUGACGACCUUACCCCCGUUAUCGCGUACGAGAACCCCAGCGCCAUUAAUGAACAAUCGAACGACAGAGCUGACUCCGACACAUCCUCCGUUGACGACGAGAGCCAGUCGUUGAUAAGCCAAUAUCUCUCUUUGUCCAACAACGAAGGAUCCUGCCAAAUCACAGAACCGUUGCACUACAAAUUGUUUUCUCCCAGUUUUAUAAAAUCGUUCGAGGACUCCUCCGUUUCGUUGUCUGACCUGGGCCACAGAAUGACCAAAACGGAGUCUGUGUCGAAGACGCCCACUGCCGAAGAAUGGGAGAACGAACGUCUCCGGGUUUGGAAUGCAUUGUCUAGAAAUAUGAGAAAAUCCUACAAAAAGCCCCUACCAGGGUCUCCGCUUACAGAAGAAAACAGAAAAUUAUUAGAUGCAAUCAAUAGAGGUGUUGAUGGUAACAAUUCGUCUACGGGAUACGAGAACUUUGUCGUUAUCUGCAUGUUUGUCGAUUUGGUGGAUGAGGUGGUUCUCGGCGGGAGUGGUUACGACAGGAGAUAUCUCUAUAGAAGGACACACAACGAUACCUGGAAGGAACAUGAAGUGUGCCCAUAA